UGGAAGAGUAACGUCCUGAAGAAAAGAGAGUUCAGUGAAUGAGUUUUUAAGAGCAAAGCUGGGCUAACCCUGGAUGAGAAGCAGCGUUUGAACAACAAAGGACAGCUUCUUCAAACUGCGCCUGCGACAUCUCUACACUCUUGACUGCACGUUCACUGCUCAGACGACAUCAUGGCAGAGGGAAGCUGUUUCGGAGCAUUGUAGCUGACUGCUUAGAAUGACCAGAGUCUUGGAAAGAAAAGGGGGAAAACGAAGAAGAAAGGAGGGUUGACAUCUGCUCAGAGAGGAUAAGAUCAGCAGCACAUCUGGAUCUAAACAGAAACUUCAUGGACCUUUCUCUUUGUAAGGAAAGGAAUUUAAACUCCUGAAUAUCUGUGCUCUGUCACUCUGAGGAGCUUCAAAUUUCUUCAACAUUGCUUUUAUUGUUUGAAUUAGCGUGUUGCUAUCCCAGGAAGACAAAACGCCAUGUGCCAUGUCAUUGUAACAUGCCGUUCCAUGCUCUGGACGCUCCUCAGCAUCAUAGUAGCCUUUGCUGAGCUCAUUGCCUUCAUGAGCCCCGAUUGGCUACUGGGAUACCCUCGCAUAGACCCUAGUGCGAGUGGGGCAGGGGUGGACUCGGAGGAGUACCGGCCGUCUUUGGGUCUCUACAGCCGCUGCCUUCGCAUAGGGAGCCGGGGAGUCGGGGUCAGCUGCGGGCCCUAUGCUGGAACGUUUGGAGAAGUGGCCAGUGGCUUCUGGCAGGCGGCCAUGUUGUUUCUGGCAGCUGGGACAUUAGUGCUCGGGGUAGUGGCCUGUAUCUCCAUCUUCAGCCUGUGCUUCCAGAGCAUCAUGAAGAAGAGCUUGUUCAACAUCUGUGGACUGCUGCAGGCCAUCGCAGGUCUGCUGUUGAUGGUGGGCCUCAUGCUGUACCCGGGUGGUUGGGGUUCAGAGAAGGUGAAGAGUUACUGCGGCUCCGAGGCCUUGCCCUUCAGACCGGCUAUGUGUUCGCUUGGGUGGGCGUUCUACGCAGCGAUAGGAGGACUGCUGGCGACCUUCCUGUGUUCUGUUCUGUCUGCUCAGGCUGAAAUUGCCACCUCCAGCGACAAAGUCCAGGAAGAGAUUGAGGAGGGGAAGAAUCUAAUCUGCUUGCUCUGAAACUUCUGGUCAUUUUUGACUCAUUGUUUGUGAAAUGUAUCUCAUAUAGACACCUGAACAUCUCAGAAGAGGGGCAGUUCUUUGAGUAACUGGGCACUCUGCCUUGUCAAAAUCAGCUGAUUUUAAAAGAUAAUAGUUCUGACAUUGUUAGGAAGUUCUUUUUUUAAUGGAUGUCGGUACAGCAGCUGGCUUUUUAAAGUUUCCUGUACACUUUUCUAGUGCUUUGACCAAGAUACUGUUUUUGUAAUGAAUCUUGCCUUUAACAAACCACUGUAUUAUUAUAGUAGGAGAAAUGUUUAAAAAGGUAGUGCAUAUGUUAGUGUUACUGUGGGCAACUUGAACACUGCCAGUAAAACAGUGUGAAGGUUUGUAACAUCAUUAUAAUGUUCAUUCAAACGGUUCACCUGCAAACCUCAACAAACCUCUGAAUACAAACAGAUGUGUGCACUUAAACAGCUGACAACAGCUUGCACAUGUGUUGUGAUGUGUGUGAAAGACAUAGACUGUUGUGGUUUUGAAAUGUCCAUACGAUCUGAAUCUGCUGCACAGCAGGACAGUAAGACUCUACCUACCUGUUUAAAUGUGCAAUGCAUGGAAUUGUUCACUUUAAAGGGAGCUACUUCUGUUAAAUGGAUUAUAUGUGGGUUUAUCACAGCUUAUUAAGCAGCAGAGUACGUGCAGAAAAAGAGCAGAGACUGACCAGAUGUCUCACUGUGGUGAUCUUUCAUGUCGGGGUGUUUGCUCACUGUGAGAUAAAGCAGACAGAAACUUAACUUGAAAGGGUCUGGCUCUGUAAAGAUGUACAAAUCAGCUAAUGUGGUUAGAAUGAAACUCAAGUUGUUGUUGAAACUUCUCUAGACAAAUAGGUAAUCUUUUAACUUUUUAAAGCAAUUUUAUAGAAUUCCUUUAGUUUAUUUGGUACUUUUGGAUGAUCAGCUGAUACUAUAUUUUGCACUUGGUCUUUCAUUUCACAUUGUGUCGUAUUUUUUUUCCAAUAAUACUCCCUUACAUUGCUGUAAAUGUAACAUAAUGUGGAUGCUUGUAUUCUUUGUAGAUGUGCAAUAAUUCUGUAAGAAUGAGUGGGUUGAGAGGAUGUAAAGCAGGAUAAUAGUGUGGAUAUUUUUCUUUAAAAACAAAGCGUUUAUGGUCUUUUUAUGCCUUAUAACAAUGUUUACUGUUUUUGUUAUAUUAACAAAAGAGUAAUGGCAUUGGUGGCACAUUGGUUGAUGCCGCAUGUAUGAGAGGAUGGUAUGUGUGAGGAGAAAUACAGCCUGGAAUUUUUACUCAAUAAACUCAACUUUCU
Cheilinus undulatus (humphead wrasse) is the source of this 2437-nucleotide messenger RNA. Its product is annotated as LHFPL tetraspan subfamily member 2a protein-like. The transcript has 3 exons. The record is from RefSeq and is a predicted model, not a curated record. Bases 466 to 1134 code for a protein of 222 amino acids. NCBI's taxonomy places the organism in Eukaryota, Metazoa, Chordata, Actinopteri, Labriformes, Labridae. Gene Ontology annotation, cellular component: membrane.